CAAAUUUUCGUUCAAUGAAAUGAAAUAACUCGCUUUUUAUAGGAGACGUGUAACAAUAAUUUAUACUCGAUAACAAAAAAUACAAAAUUAUUCCCACUCAUAGUAAAAAUUCAGCUGAUCAACUGGGAUCCCAUACAAUUGCCGUCAUGGACAAAGAUAAGAAGGUGCAACAGGUACAGCAGGACACCUCAGCCACGACAUCGAACGAGGACCAGGACAGACCGUCUGGUGGCAUGGAGAGAAAGCCUGGACAGCGACUCUGUUACUGCAAGCCCGAAAGCACGCCGAAGCCGUGCACCUGCAAGACAAACCGAUCAGCUACCAACAAGGAGAUCAGCACGAACACCUCCUUGCACAACAGUGUUCAGCAGGAUGCGUCUGUGCAGCUAAAUCAGGAUGAGUCUGUGCACCCCAAGCAGGAUGAGUCUGAGCACCCCAAGCAGGAUGAGUCUGUGCACCCCAAGCAGGAUGAGUCUAUGCAGCCCAAGCAGGAUGAGUCUGCGCAUCCAAUGGAGAAUAAGCUGCCGAAGGAGUUCCAGAGGCAAAGUUUGACGUUAUCCGAACGUUCCAGCAUCGCAUUGAUCACCGAAAAAUCGAAAGUUCAGAAAACCGAUUCGGUAUUUCAGAAGAAGGUGGUUUAUGCCACCCCCACUCCCCCUGAGGAGGAGGUGAAGGAGGAGGAUCAUAUAGGCCGCAUCUUUGGCGUCUCCGGGCCUGUGGUCAAUGCUGAGGAUAUGGCCGGCGCCGCCAUGUACGAACUGGUCCGUGUGGGCCACAGCAGUCUGGUGGGCGAGAUCAUUCGGCUGGAGGGCGACAUGGCCACCAUUCAGGUGUACGAGGACACGUCCGGCGUAAGUGUCGGCGAUCCCGUCUACCAGACGGGCAAGCCCCUGUCGGUGGAGCUGGGCCCUGGCAUUAUGGGCAGCAUCUUCGAUGGGAUCCAGCGGCCGCUGCGAACCAUCAGCGAGAUCACCGAAUCGAUCUACGUGCCCAAGGGCAUCGAUGUCCCAUGUCUGCCCCGCAAUAUCUCUUACUCUUUCGACCCAGAGAAGCUGAGGGUCGAUGACCUGAUCACCGGCGGCGACAUCUAUGGCACGGUGCACGAGAAUUGCAUGAUGGAGCACCGCCUGAUGCUGCCGCCUCGCACCCAGGGCCGCAUCAAGUGGCUGGCCGCCUCGGGCAACUACAGUGUGGAAGAUGUGGUCAUCGAGACGGAGUUCGAGGACAAGGUCACCAAGCACACCAUGCUCCAGGUGUGGCCAGUGCGACGCAAUCGACCCGCAGUCGAUAAGCUGCCCAGCAACAGUCCCCUGCUGACGGGACAGCGCGUCCUGGACGCUUUCUUUCCCUGUGUGCAGGGCGGCACCACCGCCAUUCCCGGUGCCUUUGGCUGUGGCAAGACCGUGAUUUCCCAGGCCCUUUCCAAGUACUCCAACUCGGAUGUCAUCGUCUAUGUGGGCUGCGGCGAGCGCGGCAAUGAGAUGUCUGAGGUGCUGCGCGACUUUCCCCAGCUAGAGAUCGAGAUCAACGGCAAAAUGGAGACCAUUAUGAAGCGUACCGCCCUGGUGGCCAACACCUCCAACAUGCCCGUGGCUGCCCGUGAGGCAUCCAUCUAUACGGGCAUCACCCUCUCCGAGUACUUCCGUGACAUGGGCUACCACGUGUCCAUGAUGGCUGACUCCACCUCUCGCUGGGCCGAGGCGCUGCGUGAGAUCUCCGGACGUCUGGCGGAGAUGCCUGCCGAUGCGGGCUACCCGGCCUACUUGGGCGCCCGCCUGGCCUCCUUCUAUGAGCGUGCCGGUCGUGUCCAGUGUCUGGGCAGUCCCGAACGCGAAGGCUCCGUCUCCAUUGUGGGCGCUGUGUCGCCUCCUGGCGGUGACUUCUCCGAUCCGGUGACCUCUGCCACGCUGAGCAUCGUGCAGGUGUUCUGGGGCCUGGACAAGAAGCUGGCCCAGCGCAAGCAUUUCCCCUCCAUCAACUGGCUGCAGUCGUACUCGAAGUACAUCCGCGCCUUGGACGUAUACUACGAGGAGACCAAUCCCGAUUUCGUCAAGCUGCGGGCCAUGGCCAAACAGAUUCUGCAGGAGGAAGACGAUCUGGCGGAGAUCGUGCAGCUGGUGGGCAAGUCCUCGCUGAACGAGACCGACAAGAUUGUCCUCGAGGUGGCCAAGAUGCUGAAGGACGACUUCCUGCAGCAGAACUCCUACAGCGACUACGACGCCUUCUGCCCCUUCUACAAGACCGUCGGCAUGCUCCGCAAUAUGAUGGCCUUCUAUUCUGCGGCGGUCGAGGCUGUCGUCAGCACGGCCCAAGAAGAGGCCCGUGUCACGUGGAAUCUGAUCAGGGAGCACGGCGCCCAGAUCAUGUACGACCUGUCCACGAUGAAGUUCAUCCAUCCGAGGAUGGGCAAGGAGGCCGUCGAGGAGGAGAUGAACGUUCUGUAUGACAACAUUCAAAAGACCUUCCACCAUUUGCAGGAAAACAUCGCCAAGUUUUAUGCCUAACAGAUGGCCAAAACAAAAAGGGAGGAGGGUGGUCUGGCGCUUUCUCAAAAUUGUUGGUGGAAAUGCAAAUGUGUUUUGCACAUUUCAGCUUUAGGGGUGAGACAGAAUUUUAAUCUGCGAAUCUGUUUGUUCUCUGUUGAAGAUUGAUUAAAAAUAAUCAUGAAUUCCAAACUUAUUAACACUCGGACCAAGAGAAUGUUCAAUCCAUUGGUCCUCCCACAAGCACUC
Molecule: messenger RNA, 2732 nt
Organism: Drosophila obscura
Lineage: Eukaryota; Metazoa; Arthropoda; Insecta; Diptera; Drosophilidae
Gene: Vha68-3
Product: V-type proton ATPase catalytic subunit A
Exons: 2
Coding region: 147-2504 (785 amino acids)
Biological process (GO): ATP metabolic process; proton transmembrane transport
Cellular component (GO): proton-transporting V-type ATPase, V1 domain; lysosomal membrane
Molecular function (GO): ATP hydrolysis activity; proton-transporting ATPase activity, rotational mechanism; ATP binding
Source: RefSeq, a predicted model, not a curated record